Messenger RNA from Prunus mume (Japanese apricot), 435 nucleotides. Its product is annotated as S-protein homolog 23-like. Lineage: Eukaryota; Viridiplantae; Streptophyta; Magnoliopsida; Rosales; Rosaceae. The record is from RefSeq and is a predicted model, not a curated record.
AUGAAAGGAAAAACUUCACGGGUGUUGUACUAUUUUCUGCUCUUGGCUUCAUUAGCCUUCAAGCCAAGUUCCUGCUCCAGUACUUUGUCAAUUGGGAAAAAGUACUUUGUGCGUAUCGUCAACGAUCUGGACAACAAACCACUUGACUUCAGUUGUAAAUCUGGUGAUGAUCAAAUCAAUCGCAGUCUUCCUACUGCUGGAUCACAGUUUGAAUUUGGAUUUCGACUCGGGUUUACGACUCAGUUCAAUUGUGACCUGCGGUACUCAACUUACCAUGCUAUGAUUAUUGCGUUUAGAGAUGACGAGGCUCUUCUUAAUGAUUGUGGUGGAGUGCAUUGCAUAUGGAGUGCGAGAGAGGAUGGAAUAUACUUAUAUAGGAUCAAGCAUGAUGAUUAUAAAAAGUGGUAUGACUGGGAAAAGCAAAUUCAAACAUGA